AUGGCGCCAAAGGACCUCAAGCCCCCCUCAGCGAGCGCUUCGCUGGCUAAAAUUGAGGGUUCAGCGGGAGAGGGGCGGGGAGAGCUUCUGACCUCCCCUUCUCGUCUGCGAAAGAUCGACCUCCUUCGCGACAAGAACAUAGGAAAAUACUUGCCACUUCCCCAGCUUGUUGCUGUUGGCGACCAGAGCUCUGGAAAGUCUUCUCUCCUCGAGAGUUUGACUGGCAUCCCAUUUCCACGCGGCCAGGAAUUGUGCACUCGAUAUGCCACGCAGAUCACCCACCGCCGCGAGGCUGAGACUUCCAUUACUGUCAGCAUUAUUCCAGGCCCGAGUGCGUCGGAAAGGGACAGGCAAGAGCUGGAGAAGUUCCAGCGGUCUGUCUUGACAGCCUCCGAGCUCCACCAUCAUCUCCCCGGCAUACUGGAGGAGGUAAACGUCCUCAUGGGUGUUCGAACUCGUCAGAAUCCCCUCGGCUCCAAGACCUUUACCGAAGAUGUCUUGAAGAUUGAGAAGUGCGGUCCAGAUGAGGACUACCUCACAGUUAUUGAUGUCCCUGGCAUCUUUCGCAUCACCACUAACAACGUCACAACCGAGUCUGACAAAAUCAUGGUGCGAAACAUGGUCCAGAAGUACAUUCGAAACAACCAGACCAUUAUUCUCGCUGUACUUCCUUGUGUUGUCGACAUUGCCACGCAGGAGAUUUUAGCCAUGGCAGAGCAGUACGACCCUACUGGCCAGCGCACACUCGGUAUCCUUACGAAGCCCGAUCUGGUUCGCGAAUCGAGCGGCAAGAGUGUUGUAUGCGGUCUGGUGAGAGGCGAAAAGAGGCCUCUGAACCUCGGUUACCAUCUCGUUCGAAGCCGAGGUGGAGACGAGGACGGAAGCGCUUUCGGCGACGAUGACCGGGACAAGCUGUUCAAGGACGAACCUUGGUGCAGUCUGCCCUCAGACAGAUUUGGUGUCGUUGCUCUGCGCCAGCGCCUGCAGCAUCUUUUGGGUGACAUCACCGACAGGGCAUUCCCGAAGCUGCGUUCGGAGACCCGCCGCAUUCUUCACAAAGCCCAUGAGGACUUGGCCAAGCUCGGGCGAUCUCGAGGAACCGUGCAAGAGCAGCAGCAAUUCUUGGUCGCUGCUGCUAGCGACUUUCAAACCCUGAUCCGCUCGGCCUUGAACGCGGAUUAUACCUCCACUGCAGUGUUUGAUGACAGCAAGUUUCGUCUCAUCACCAAUGUGCUGAAUGUGACUGAUGAAUUCAAAACCGAUUUCAUAUCAUCUGCCCACACCUACGAGUUUCUCGACUCCGAGGAUGAUGGUCCCGCCACCGAACCCAGUUCUGCUCAUGAGGACCUGGAGUUCGAUUUGUUUCCCGACCUGGACGACGUCAUCGUGCGUGAGAAGAGUGACCACCCUCCAAAAGGUGGGAUCAUGGAAUGGAUUGGCGAGGUUCGUCGUCAGUCCAGAGGAAACGAGUUGGUUUCGUUCAAUACUGUUCUCUUCUCAACCGCCUUGCGGCAGCAGACGUCGAAAUGGCUGGCACACGCGCACUACUAUGUGAGCAGAGUCAUCUACAAGAUCCACGAGUUUCUUGUCAGCACUUUGGAAGUUAUCUGUCCUGAUAAGAGAGUCAGAGAGGAGGUCUUGUCUCAGAUUUCGGAGGAUCUUGUGUCGAAGUACGAAGCGAGCUUGCAGCAGACCAAAUUCCUCGUCAGCGUCGAGAGGGACAGCCACCCGUACACUUUGAACAACUUCUUUCGAAGCAAGCUUUCCGAUCUUCAGAGUGAGCGAAUGGAGAGGGUGUUGGACAGGAAGAACGUACAAUUCAACACCCACCGUGGCCAUACCACAACGUCGGUCAUUCCUAUGGCCGAUGUUAAAUUGACACUGAGAGACAAGGAUGGUGGCAAGUACAUUGCCGAGGACCUUCAUGAUUUGAUCAAGGCAUACUAUCAAGUGGCGCGUGAUCGCUUCAUUGACAACGUCUAUCGCCAAGUCGUCACUCACUUCCUCGUCUCUGGGGAGGACAGUCCUCUCAGGCUGUUCUCGGAGAAGUGGGUGCUGGAUUUGAAGACUGAGAAGCUCGAAGCAAUCGCUGGGGAAUCACAUCAUGCCCGACAGCAGCGCGAAGCCUUGAUCAAGAGAAUCCAAGAUCUGACCGACGCAGUCGAGAUUCUUCGCUAA
This is a messenger RNA of Cordyceps fumosorosea ARSEF 2679, 2178 nucleotides long. Its product is annotated as interferon-induced GTP-binding protein Mx2. Gene Ontology annotation, cellular component: microtubule; membrane; cytoplasm. The record is from RefSeq and is a predicted model, not a curated record. Lineage: Eukaryota; Fungi; Ascomycota; Sordariomycetes; Hypocreales; Cordycipitaceae. The coding region runs from base 1 to 2178 and encodes 725 amino acids. The transcript has a single exon. Gene Ontology annotation, molecular function: GTP binding; microtubule binding; GTPase activity.